Hirsutella rhossiliensis is the source of this 873-nucleotide messenger RNA. Its product is annotated as putative zinc finger protein. The record is from RefSeq and is a predicted model, not a curated record. Lineage: Eukaryota; Fungi; Ascomycota; Sordariomycetes; Hypocreales; Ophiocordycipitaceae. The transcript is spliced from 2 exons. The coding region runs from base 1 to 873 and encodes 290 amino acids.
AUGGCCUUCGACUUCGAGUGCGACACCUGCGGCAAGACCUUCCCGGCGGGCUGGAGGGCCCGUGACAACCACUGCAACUCGACCGGACACUCACGACGGUCGUUCGAGUGUGAUGUGUGCCCACGGUGGUUCGGCAGCCAGCAGGCUUGCAACCAGCACAUGAGAGAUACGGGUCACUGGCAGACCGUCGAGCGGUACGAGUGCGCGUGCUGCUACGACACGUGGCCGACCGAGGAGCGAUGCACCGAGCACGAGCACCAGGACCACAACUACUGCGCCGAGUGCAACCGAACCUUUCAAAACUUUAACAACCUAACCAUGGUACGCAAGCCGGCGCCACUCUCCGGCGAGGCGGAAGCUGACUGCGGCGGUGACAGCACCUCCGGUCGCGCGCCCACAGAGGCCAGCAGAUCGAGUGCCCCUUCUGCAAAAAUCGACUUCGCCACCGCCGCCGGAUUGACCCAUCACCUCGAGGCCGGGGCCUGCUCCGACGCGCGGGACCUGAACCGCGACGCCAUGUAUCGCUUCGUCCGGGGUAAGGAUCCGUGCGGACUCAUCUCCAAAAACCUCAUCGGCUGGACCGGCUCCGCCGAAUAUGUGGCCUCCAACCGGGCGUGGAACGGCGCUGCUUACGAGUGCUACCUCUGCCAUCGCGCGUUCCGCCUGCUGGCCGGCCUCAAUCAGCACCUCAACUCGCCGAGACACCAGCAGGCACUGUACCACAGCCCCAAUUACAUGUGCGCAAUGGACUUUAGGAGCCUAGCCGCCGUCAUCAACCACCUGGAGAGCGAGGCCUGCGGGUGCAUGCGUUUCGAGACGGUACAGCGCAAGAUCGGGGACAUGGUCAGCGGGAACCGCCUGAUUACCUUUUGA